Messenger RNA from Chelonus insularis, 2203 nucleotides. Its product is annotated as vesicular glutamate transporter 3-like. NCBI's taxonomy places the organism in Eukaryota, Metazoa, Arthropoda, Insecta, Hymenoptera, Braconidae. Gene Ontology annotation, biological process: transmembrane transport; monoatomic anion transport. The transcript is spliced from 9 exons. Gene Ontology annotation, cellular component: membrane. The record is from RefSeq and is a predicted model, not a curated record. Gene Ontology annotation, molecular function: transmembrane transporter activity. Bases 629 to 2095 code for a protein of 488 amino acids.
UUAAUUGAUAUUUACUCAAAUUAAAAAAAAAAUUAAUUAAUUCUGUACCAAAUCAUUUCCCUUCAAUUUCGAUUACCACACAAAGUUAAAUUAUUUUUUGUUUUUCUGCAACUAUUAAAAAUUAAAAUACUAAAAAGGAAGUUUUGUUAUUCCAUGAAAUUUGAACUAAUUUUUGGAAUUCCCAGCUCGUAAACCUGUUAUGCAAACGUCUGUUUACACUAAUUAACAAAACAAUCAUUGCACUUGAUGAAUAAAAUAGGAGUCAUUAUGAAUGAGCAAGCAAGUUGCAAACCAAUUGGUUGUCAUUAUAAUGAUUUGAUAAGCUUUCGUUUCCGUAUUGACUGGAAUUGUCAUGAAACAAUCAGCAUGAUCAUCUCCACUGCUUCAAUAAUGUCAGGAACAAACCUGAAGAUCAGUCACCCACCAAACUUAGUCAAUAACAGAGAUAAGAACUUGCUCAGGCUAUGCUGUACCUGCCAAUCGCUUUCAAAUUACUUUUACUGUAUACCUUGACGAUGGAAUGAACUCGAGGGCAAUAGUGUUUUUAAUUUCCUGUACCACAUUAAGUACAAAGUAAUAAGCCAUAAGCUAAAUUUUUCAUGAAUAAAAGUUAAAUUAUCUAUUGAUAAUGGAUGUAAAGCAGGAAAACAUUGAUGUGAAAAAAGAAUCUCCUCAUUAUGGAAGUGUCAAUAAUGAAUUUAAAAAUGGAACAGAGAAAGAUGAAGAAGUCGGCUGGUGUUUUUGGAGAAAGCGUCGAUAUGUCGUCAGCAUCUUAGCAUUUUUUGGAUUUUUUACUUCCUAUAUUCUUCGAGUAAAUCUAAGUGUUGCAAUAGUUGCAAUGACUUCUAGUACAGCAGAGGUCAAGCCUGAAUUUGAAUGGGAUUCAAAGUUACAAGGAUUAGUUCUUAGUUCCUUUUUUUACGGAUAUAUUAGCACACAGCUUCUUGGUGGAUGGCUGAGUGCUCGAAUUGGAGGAAAAAGAGUGUUUGGUGGUGGUAUUGCUGUAACUGCAUUGUUGACGUUAAUCACUCCACCUUUAGUGAGAGUUAACGUUUACCUUCUUAUCGUACUUCGGAUCAUUGAAGGAAUUUUCGAAGGGGUGACGUAUCCUUGUAUCCACUCAAUUUGGGCAAAUUGGGCUCCACCUCUAGAAAGAUCAAAGCUUGCAACAUUAGCAUUUUCGGGAAGCUUCGUGGGAACAGUUUUUGCCAUGCCUGCCUGUGCUAUUAUGGCAGAACGUCUUGGCUGGCCUUCCGUUUUUUAUGUUUUUGGUAUUAUUGGCUUAAUAUGGUAUGCUCUUUGGUGCUAUAUUGUUACUGAUCGUCCAGAAGAUGAUUCAAGAAUUUCUGAAUCAGAGCUCAGGUAUAUUAAAAAAACGCUUGGUGAGAGUAAACAAGAGAAAAUUUCACAUCCUUGGAAAGAUAUUCUGACUUCACCACCUGUUUGGGCUAUUGUAGCAGCUCAUUUCAGUGAAAAUUGGGGAUAUUAUACGAUGCUUACUCAGUUGCCUAAGUAUAUGAGUGAUGUUCUAAACUUCAAAUUAGAAAAGUCAGGAUUUUUUUCGGCAGUUCCAUAUUUAGUAAUGGCAAUUGUAUUACCAAUUUCUGGUCAUUUAGCUGAUUAUCUUCGUUCAAAAAAAAUACUAACCACGACACAAGUGCGUAAACUAUAUACUUGUGCGGCAUUUAUGAGUCAAACAAUAUUUAUGACAAUUACUGCAUUUACUGGUACUGCAACUGGAGCAGUCAUAUGUCUUACAAUGGCUGUAGGUUUGGGCGGUUUCGCUUGGUCAGGAUUUAGUGUUAAUCAUUUAGAUAUAGCACCGCAGCAUGCAAGUGUUCUUAUGGGAUUAGGUAACACUGUUGCUACUCUUCCGGGUAUUUUGAGUCCUAUUAUUUCUGGUUACAUUGUUCAAAACGGAACUGCUGCUGAAUGGAGAAUUGUUUUAAUCAUCGCAGGAUCUGUUUAUCUUUUUGGUACAAUAGUUUAUGGACUUUGUGCUUCAGGAGAACGACAAAAAUGGGCUGAAGACCCGAAAAAGAAAGAUCUACGUGCAUAUAGUAAUCCCGCAUUGGAUGUAGAUUCUCAUUUAUAGAAAAAUAUUAAUUUAUAUUUCUAGAUUAUUUACGUAAACAUUAAUUUUUUAUUAGAAGUUUAUAACAGUUAAUUUAAAAAAAAAAACUUUAUUCCAAAAAAAUACUAU